Messenger RNA from Ixodes scapularis (black-legged tick), 816 nucleotides. RefSeq lists its product as uncharacterized. NCBI's taxonomy places the organism in Eukaryota, Metazoa, Arthropoda, Arachnida, Ixodida, Ixodidae. Bases 439 to 816 code for a protein of 125 amino acids. The record is from RefSeq and is a predicted model, not a curated record. The transcript has 3 exons.
AAGCCGACCGUCUCUCAAAAAUGCGGGCGGAAGCCACCGUGGGACCGCUUGAAUGCACAACGGCUCUCUGAGAGGCUUCCCUGUGUUUUUUUUCCUUUUUAUUUUUCGUGUUUUAUAGCUUGAAAGUCGGUUCCGUUACGGAUUUUCGCAAGGGUGGUUGUACGGAUCGAGCUGCUCGGCAAACCGCACUCUACUUGGUGACUCGAAUGAGACAAGCAACGCCCGUCGGCGACGUCUUCGUCUUCUAAAAUAGUGCCGGCGACUCCGACUGAAGUUUCGGCCUUCUUCUAACAAGUUCUCGUCGUCUGCUAGAGUAUGCUGCUCGCCGCCUUUUGUUGAUCGUCUGCUUUUGGCUGUCUGCGCUUGGUCGACUGUUUUGCGGCGUCUAAAGGACACCACAUAUUCAGUUUGCAAGACUUGGGGACGGAUUCCAAUGGGAUGCAUUUCUGGAAUUACAUUGGGCUGUCCUUCCUGGCGCUCAUUCUGCUGUCGGGGCGGCUCUAUGAGGCGAGCAAGGAGAUCUCGUUCCUGCGGCUGGUCCUUGCGUCAUGGAUGCCCUCGGACGCGGACCUGCUGGGCGAAGACACCAAGGCCGGCUCCGUUCUCAGCGAGAGGAGUCGGCAGACCAUCACGAACCUCAAGGUGGACCUCGAGUCUUUCCUGCUCGAACUGAACUCAGCCCGGACAACAUUGGCCUUGAGCGUGGUCUUCGUCAUCAUCUACAUCCUCAGCUGGUGGUGGAUGGCAUUUGCGCUUAAGCAGGCCAAGGAUGACGUAAGCUCUUGUCUUCUAUUUAUGGACUACUUUUAUGACUGA